Molecule: messenger RNA, 3529 nt
Organism: Sphaeramia orbicularis (orbiculate cardinalfish)
Lineage: Eukaryota; Metazoa; Chordata; Actinopteri; Kurtiformes; Apogonidae
Product: protein FAM110A
Exons: 2
Coding region: 554-1969 (471 amino acids)
Source: RefSeq, a predicted model, not a curated record
UCCCGUCUGUUUGCCGGAGGAGUGUGUGUGUGAAUGUGUGUGUGUGUAUCAGUGUGUGGAUGCUUUUGUUAAUGAGACGGACAGAAAAGGAAAGCUCUGCUAUUAUCUGACGUGGACUUCUGUUUUGCUCUUUUUUUCAACCCUUUGCAGGACUGUGGGAAACUCCAGCUGAGUUUGCUGGCCGGCUUUUUUUUCCCUUCACAUCGCAGCUGGAUGAGGAAACAAGCUUGACGGACGAGUUCAACAGAGAACGUCAAGGGGGACCCUAAAGGCUGUUGUGUUCCUGAUACCAUUGCUGCUCAGUCUUCCAGGCUGAUCAGUGACCCGAUCUGCAGCAUAACCCCCUUCUGGGUCACCACUGACCUAAGAGAGGUUGUCUGGCCGGUGUGCCCAAUGUGGAAUUUGACCCCGACUGACCCUGCCCCAUAAGUAGCCUUUCACUGAGCACGGACCGGGGGGGGGGCAGGAAAAAAGAGCAAGAGGGGCAACAGAGAAGAAAGGAGGAAGAAAAGGAGAGAAGUGAGAGCAGCAGCACAGCGACCGCUUCUCCAGGAUGCCGGUGGAGACCCUGCGGCCAACAGACGGCCGCCUGGCCGGGGUUCCCUUCACCUCUGCCAUGCCCUUCAGGAUACUCAACAAAGGUCCAGACUACUUCCGCCGUCAGGCAGAGCCCGGGGCCCGUAAACUGAGCGCUGUGGAACGCUUGGAGGCUGACAAAGCCAAGUAUGUUAAGAGCCAGCAGGUAGCGCUCAACCGGCAGGCUCCUGUCAAACCACCGAUCAUCCGGAAGCCCCUGGUUCCUCCAGGGAUGAUGCUUCAGUGCCAGAUCAGCACUCCAGCCCGCAAAGUUCCCCGCUGCCCAGCUGAUGUGGAGAACGCAGGAGGGAGAGAGGGUCCAGCAGGGAGAAGAGGACCUGCUCUUAACUUGGAUAUUCUGAAUAAUCUCAUUAAUGAUGUAUGUGAUGGACCAUUGCCCUCUUCCCAGUCCUCUUCCUCCACCUCCCCCUCAUCAUCCUCUCCCUCGUCUGGAGCUAAGAGCAUCGGCAGCAGCCUGUCAGUAGAACAGGAGAGGAGCAACAGAAUCCUCAACAACCUCAAACCUUUGAACCACGGGACCACCAACUCCUCAUCCACCUCCUCAUGUACGUCAUCUCCUCUCAACAACCUUAGGACACCAAUGGCAGAACUGAGCCGUCGCCCACCCCCUAUUCCUGCACGUGCACCCCGCAUUGGGGUCCCAGCACCCUACAGCUCCCCUAAUUCAGUGACAGUGCGCAGAGUGGACGUUCGGCCUCAGGCUGAUGUAAGGAAACCACAGAGGCCCCAGCUGCAGCCCCAGCUCAGGUCACGACAGACUGCACAGGGUCAGGUAGCACACCCCCAGGUCCCACCGCCGCCUCCCCCACCCGCCCAAAACCAACCCCUGCCUCAUUCACAGCACAAAUCCCCCUCGCAGCCUCUGCCCUCUCCCCCUGCUUACCCACCACAGAGUCCAAUGUUGGUGCGAGCAGGCAUGAUCCCCCCGGCGUCCCCUGCUUUCACCCGCCUAUCAAACGCCAGCUCCAAGGGUUCCACCCGCAAACAUCCUUCCCUGCACCGCUCCAAGUCGGACCUGAGCGACCGCUACUCCCGCGCCACGGCGGAUCUUGAGCGCUUUUUCAACUACUGCGGGCUGGACCCGGAGGAGGUGGAAGGCAUGGGUGGAGUGGAACGUUUCACAAGGGCAAACUCGGACAUAGUAUCGGUCUCAAAGCUCCGCAGCGUCAGCACGCCCAGCUCAGAGUGCGGGGAUGAGGCUGAUCGUGGACGGGAUGAUGGCGGAGAUGAAGACGAUGAAGAUGGACCAGCUAGAGCCAACGAACGGGUCCCUUAUGGCAUCUCCGUCAUCGAGAGGAACGCUCGCGUCAUAAAGUGGCUAUACGGUAUCCGACAGGCACGGGACACUAGUAACGCUGUCUCUAAUGUAUAGACUGACACAAGCAAAGGACAGUGUAUGGACACAAAAGAAAACAGGGAAGCAGAACUUUCUAUAUGUAUAUUUGCGGAAGAGAGGCCGCUGCCUUACAUAAUGUUUAAGGAUAAUCCAGUAGAACUUUUUGGUCUCGUGAAGACUCGCAUUUGUUUUGGAAAUGACACAACACUGACUUCUAUCUGGGCUGCAAGUCAGGACUGCUUCCCCAUCAGAAACAUCCAAUCCCCUUCUCCUUCACUUGAUCUUGUAUAACAAUAUCGGUAUAUGAAAGCAAUAAUAGACUGAUGUAAACGAUGAAGGCAAAGGAUGUUUGUGAUUGUCCUUUCCAAUGCUAAGGUACUCAUUUUGUAUAUGUGUGUAUGUGCGUGUGUGCGAGUCAGGAAGGGAAUCAACGUUGAUACUGUGAAACAUCACAAAAAAAAAAGCUUCCAUAAAUGUGUGUAUUUUUUACAAACCUUUUGGCUAUAUGACUGUUAUUCUCUAAAUUUCUGUCAGCAUGCGAGUUAAAAACGUUUGUGUGUGCAUUUAUUUUUGGGGUUUUAUCAUCUCAAUGAAGCACAACCGUCACUACAUUACUCACACAGGUAGUCACCUCACGGCACAGAUUCAGGGUCAGUGACAGUAAAUACAGAAGCAACUGCAGUUAGUGCUGUUUGUUGUGUAUCUGACUGUGACAUUGUUCAGUAGUAUGUUUGCAUCUCAACCAUGGUCUCAUGUCUUGAAGAGGAAUCUGUUUACUAUGUAUGUCUAGGCACGAAUGACAGAGCAAGUCAUAUGAUAAGGGAUGAUCCCAUAAGUAGAUGGUUGAAGCAAGUGUAGCAUGAACAAGUUAUUUUGCCUCAAGAGAGAGAAAACUCAAGGGAGGAGUAAAAGAAAGACUGACUAGUGUAUACUCAUGGAUAAAUAAAACAGGAAUCUAUGGUAUAUAAAUAUGUCUGAUUCUGGAAGUGUCUCAGGAAGAUGUACGUGUACUUGGCAUACUAAAGAAAAAUGGACCAAUAUUUAUUUGCAAAGUGUAAUUUAAUGUAUUUUUUAAUAUUGGACAAGUUUGUACAGAAUUCAAUCUUUGCUCUUAAGUGCAAUCUGAUCGUAUCUUAAUACAAUUUCAGUAUAUGUAGGAUCACAUUUUAAACACACAUGCAAAGCCAGGCACCAGUCACAUGUUGAGUGUGAAUGUUGUAAACACAGGAAUGCUACGUGCCCCGCUGCUUUGUGGGGGGGGGGAAGAAAGUGAGACUGUUUUGUAUUUAUUUGACUUCCUGUUUGUCGCGGCGGGAGCAAAAGGCUGCUUUGAUUCUCCACCCUCUGCAUCGACUCGCUUAACUUUUCAGGACAUAGUACUUUAAAGGGUUUCUCUUCCUACCUGUCCUUUCAAUAGGUAGAUGGAGAGUAGUUUAUACUAGUGGUGGUGGUCAGAUCAGAGGGCUGGAGAAGGCGGCAGCAUCAGUGAACAAAAAGUGUGCUGUUGAACCGGCACUGGAUGCCCAAAGAGUCUUCAACUUUAAAAUGCUUUACCAUGGUGUAUUCUAAACAGUUAAUAAAAAAAUGUUGAACUAA